This is a messenger RNA of Rhododendron vialii, 1584 nucleotides long. Its product is annotated as putative UPF0481 protein At3g02645. NCBI's taxonomy places the organism in Eukaryota, Viridiplantae, Streptophyta, Magnoliopsida, Ericales, Ericaceae. The record is from RefSeq and is a predicted model, not a curated record. The transcript has a single exon. Bases 1 to 1584 code for a protein of 527 amino acids.
AUGGCCUUAACUUCUAUUUUUGAAUCAAGUUCCGGUGAGCAACGAUGGAUCACCGAAAUCAACGAGAUUUUGGAAAAAGAGGUGAAGGUCGCAAUUGACCUCCCGGUUUCCAUCUUUCGAGUACCAGCAACGCUAAGUGUUUCAAAGCCCAAGGCCUAUACGCCACAAGUCAUUGGCCUAGGCCCGUACCACCAUUUUCGACCCGAGCUCUAUGACAUGGAGAGGUACAAGCUUGCCGCGGCAAGCAGGCUCGAAAAAGAGUUUAGAAGUCUUGAAUUCAAAAAGCUUGUUAGUGGGCUUAGCGGGCUUGAAGAUAGAGUUCGUGCAUGCUACCACAAGUACUUGGAUGUCGAGGGGGAAACCAUAGCUUGGAUUAUGGCCAUCGAUGGGCUUUUCUUGCUCGAGUUUCUUUGUCGUUAUAAUUCGUCCCGUUCAAUUACCACAGCCCAUUUGGUCGACUCCACUGGGAGGAAAUUGGCCCACGAGGCAGUCCUCAGUGACGUACUGAUGCUGGAAAAUCAGAUUCCGAUCUUGGUUCUAAGCAAGAUCUUGUCCAUGCAACGCCCAUCGCAUCUUGAAGUGGCCGAUGAUUUGUUUCCUUCCAUACUGAUGGAUUUUUGUAAAGUGCUUUCUCCGGUCAAAACCCGGGAGGAUCUCAUUUUGUCUGAAGUGUCCGAGAAUGCUCAUUUAUUGGAUCUUCUGUACCAUUUGAUCAUCGUGCCCAGAUUGGAUGGACCUGCCGAACCAUGCAACAUACAAUAUGGGGAAAGUGAAGAUGAAAGCUUUGACAAAAACCCGAGCUUGGAUUCAAGUAAGUUUAGUCAAGUUUUUGCGAAACUUUGGAGCAUGUUAUCGAAACUACACUUAGGGUUCAUUAGUCGAAUCACAACACUGGUUAAGAACAUAGUUGGUGUGUCUGGAAAAUUUAUUUCCUCGGUAUCAAAAAGUAAAGAAGAUAUCGAGCCCGGAAACGAGGUCUCCCAUGAGGAAACAAAAACUCCCAAAGUAGAAGAAAUCAUGAUUCCCUCGGUAUCCCACCUUUCUUAUGCCGGGGUGCAAUUCUGUCCAGCCACCGGUGGAAUCGCGACCAUUAAGUUCGAUCAGAGAACCAAGAAAUUCUACCUCCCAGUCAUCAGCCUUAACGUCAAUUCUGAAGUUAUAAUGAGGAAUUUAGUGGCAUAUGAAGCCUCAAUCGGGUCCAAAUCACUUGCUUUCACCCGAUACAUAGAGCUAAUGAAUGCGAUUGUAGACACUGAUGAAGAUGCAAAACUGUUGAGGGAAAAGAAAAUCAUCGUCAAUAGUCUCAAGAGUGAUGCCGAUGUUGCACUACUUUUCAAUGGCAUGAGUAAAUGUGUUAGGCUCACGAAUGUGCCGUUGAUUGACAAGACGAUUGAAGAUGUCAACAAGUACUUCAACAACACGAGUGCAGUUAGGGUUUACAGGCGGAUGAAGAACUUUGUGUAUGAUUCUUGGCAGAUUCUCACAAUGCUUGCAGUUGGCUUGCUAAUAUUGCUGAUGGGUGUUCAGUCGUUUUGUUCUGUUUAUAGUUGUCCUAAACUUUUCAACACUCUCAGUUCGGAUUGA